Messenger RNA from Rhinichthys klamathensis goyatoka, 3830 nucleotides. It is a transcript of the gene sele, whose product is annotated as selectin E. The record is from RefSeq and is a predicted model, not a curated record. Gene Ontology annotation, biological process: cell adhesion; negative regulation of complement activation, classical pathway. NCBI's taxonomy places the organism in Eukaryota, Metazoa, Chordata, Actinopteri, Cypriniformes, Leuciscidae. The transcript has 22 exons. Gene Ontology annotation, cellular component: membrane. Bases 147 to 3551 code for a protein of 1134 amino acids.
AGUGGAUCCGGGAAGGGAAGUCCCGAACCAUAGCUGAGCUCCUAUAUAAAUGCCCCAACACAGUGAUUCCCAGACUAGAAUCUCAAAUCAGAAGACCUUGGAGACGACAGUCAACAGGACCAUUUCAUAUCUGUACAUCACUGACAAUGGGCGUUUGCGACAAAGUACCUUUGCACUUUUUUGCUUCCCUUGUUCUUAUUUCUUCAGUGCUAAACAUAUGGAGAGGCACUGAAGGCUGGUCAUACCAUCCCUCCCACUUCAAAAUGAACUGGGAACAUGCCAGACAGUGGUGCAGGCAGAACUAUACUGACAUGGUGGCCAUCCAGAACAAAGAGGAGAUUUCUCACCUCAACAACUUCCUUCCAAAAGUUAAUGGAUAUUACUGGAUUGGCAUUCGUAAAAUUGAUGACAGGUGGACCUGGGUGGGAACUAACAAGACACUUACCAAGGAAGCUGAGAACUGGGCAGAUAAGGAGCCCAAUAACGGAAGGAAUAAUGAAGACUGUGUUGAAAUAUAUAUUAAAAGAGAGAAAGAUGAAGGCAAAUGGAAUGAUGAAUCCUGCUUAAAGAAGAAGACUGCACUGUGCUACACGGCGUCCUGCAAGGAUGACUCUUGUGUUAGUGGUCAAGGAGAAUGUGUAGAAACCAUAAACAGUCAUACAUGCUCAUGCUUUAAAGGAUUCUCUGGAGAACGAUGUGAACAUGUUGUAAAAUGCAAACCAAAUGAAGUCACACCAGCAGCUCAUGCUAGUGUCCAGUGCUUUCAUCCCAAAGGAAAUUUCUCAUAUGACUCUCAGUGUGAAUACUCCUGUGAGGAGGGAUAUGAACUAAAGGGCUCCAGUACAACAAGAUGCACUUCUACAACAGAGUGGUCAAGCAAACCACCAACCUGUGAACUUGUUCAAUGUCCAGAGCUGAUCAAACCACAGAAAGGUGAAAUGCGGUGUAAUCAUCCGAUGGGCCAAUUCAGCUACCAAUCUUCCUGUGAGUUUGUAUGUGAAGAAGGAUAUAAGCUGCGAGACAACAGCUCCUCUACACUGUUCUGUGGAGCAACUGGAUACUGGAAUGAUUCACAACCCACUUGUGAAAUUGUAAAAUGCAAACCGGAGGACGUCACGCCACCAGAUCAUGCUAGCGUCCAGUGCUCUGAUCCUACUGAUUUCUCAUAUGAGUCUCAGUGUGAAUACUCCUGUGAGGAGGGUUAUGAACUAAAGGGUUCCAGUACAACAAGAUGCACUUCUACAACAAAGUGGUCAAGCAAACCACCAACCUGUGAACUUGUUCAAUGUCCAGACCUGAUCAAACCACAUAAAGGUGAAAUGCGGUGUAAUCAUCCAAUGGGCCAAUUCAGCUACCAAUCUUCCUGUGAGUUUGUAUGUGAAGAAGGAUAUAAGCUGCGAGACAACAGCUCCUCCACACUGUUCUGUGGAGCAACUGGACACUGGAAUGAUUCACAACCCACUUGUGAAAUUGUAAAUUGCAAACCGGAGGACGUCACGCCACCAGAUCAUGCUAGCGUCCAGUGCUCUGAUCCUACUGAUUUCUCAUAUGAGUCUCAGUGUGAAUACUCCUGUGAGGAGGGAUAUGAACUAAAGGGUUCCAGUACAACAAGAUGCACUUCUACAACAGAGUGGUCAAGCAAACCACCAACAUGUGAACUUGUUCAAUGUCCAGAGCUGAUCAAACCACAGGAAGGUGAAAUGCGGUGUAAUCAUCCGAUGGGCCAAUUCAGCUACCAAUCUACCUGUGAGUUUGUAUGUGAAGAAGGAUAUAAGCUGCGAGACAACAGCUCCUCUACACUGUUCUGUGGAGCAGCGGGACACUGGAAUAAUUCCCAACCCACUUGUGAAAUUGUAAAAUGCAAACCGGAGGACGUCACGCCACCAGAUCAUGCUAGCGUCCAGUGCUCUGAUCCUACUGAUUUCUCAUAUGAGUCUCAGUGUGAAUACUCCUGUGAGGAGGGUUAUGAACUAAAGGGCUCCAGUACAACAAGAUGCACUUCUACAACAGAGUGGUCUAGCAAACCACCAACCUGUGAACUUGUUCAAUGUCCAGACCUGAUCAAACCACAGAAAGGUGAAAUGCGGUGUAAUCAUCCAAUGGGUCAAUUCAGCUACCAAUCUACCUGUGAGUUUGUAUGUGAAGAAGGAUAUAAGCUGCGAGACAACAGCUCCUCUACACUGUUCUGUGGAGCAACUGGAUACUGGAAUGAUUCACAACCCACUUGUAAAAUUGUAAAUUGCAAACCGGAGGACGUCACGCCACCAGAUCAUGCUAGCGUCCAGUGCUCUGAUCCCACUGAUUUCUCAUAUGAGUCUCAGUGUGAAUACUCCUGUGAGGAGGGUUAUGAACUAAAGGGCUCCAGUACAACAAGAUGCACUUCUACAACAGAGUGGUCUAGCAAACCACCAACCUGUGAACUUGUUCAAUGUCCAGACCUGAUCAAACCACAGAAAGGUGAAAUGCGGUGUAAUCAUCCAAUGGGCCAAUUCAGCUACCAAUCUUCCUGUGAGUUUGUAUGUGAAGAAGGAUAUAAGCUGCGAGACAACAGCUCCUCUACACUGUUCUGUGGAGCAACUGGACACUGGAAUGAUUCACAACCCACUUGUGAAAUUGUAAAUUGCAAACCGGAGGACGUCACGCCACCAGAUCAUGCUAGCGUCCAGUGCUCUGAUCCUACUGAUUUCUCAUAUGAGUCUCAGUGUGAAUACUCCUGUGAAGAGGGUUAUGAACUAAAGGGCUCCAGUACAACAAGAUGCACUUCUACAACAGAGUGGUCAAGCAAACCACCAACAUGUGAACUUGUUCAAUGUCCAGAGCUGAUCAAACCACAGGAAGGUGAAAUGCGGUGUAAUCAUCCGAUGGGCCAAUUCAGCUACCAAUCUUCCUGUGAGUUUGUAUGUGAAGAAGGAUAUAAGCUGCGAGACAACAGCUCCUCUACACUGUUCUGUGGAGCAGCGGGACGCUGGAAUGAUUCACAACCCACUUGUGAAAUUCAUCACUGCCCAGCCCUCGACAGCCCUGUCAAUGGAGAGCUGAGCUGUACUUUAAGCUUUAGUUAUGGGAGCAAAUGCAGCUUCAGUUGUGUAGAAGGAUUCCUCCUCCAGGGGGCUUCAGAGAUCAGCUGUACAAAAACGGCAAAGUGGAGUCAUGAACCACCUCACUGUGAAGCAGUGGUCUGUCCACAACUUCCUGAGCCAAUCAACGGGCAUAUGAACUGCUCAUCUGAAGAACACACCUUCGGCACCAUCUGCACCUUCGGUUGUCUUGACGGCCACCAACUUAUCAGGAAUGAGAUAAUGACGUGCAACCUCAAUGGGAGCUGGUCAGGGGAAGUGGCAUUGUGUCAAGCUGAUCCUGAUCCUUCUGCAUCACUUAUCAAAGCAACAGAAGUGACUCUUGGGGUUGCUGGUAUUAUCGGCAGCUCCAGUCUGUUAGUCUACUGGAUACUGAAGAGACUGAGGAGUAAAUCUAACAAGUUUGACCUGAACAGUACCUCGGAUAUUGAGGAUCCACCACAGAUUUAUAAGAGUGUUGACAGUCUCAUAUAGUCUCAAACUACACAAGGAAUCUAUCACUGCUGUAUCGCUGGACAGACAAAUUCAAUUUCAUUUCUAAAUGAUUUGACACUUUUAUGUGAUAAGAUAUUCUUUAUACUCAAUCUGAUGGGCAUUACCAUUUUAUCAGGCAACAGUCCUAAUUGAAUGUGAUUUCUACUUCCCAAUGGAAGCUUUUAUUAUGUACUUGACUGAACAUAUUGUUCUGUACGGUUAAACUAUUUCUUAUGUUAUCAAUGUACACUAUUUUUGUAGGCCUACUAUUUAUUGUUC